This is a messenger RNA of Cylicostephanus goldi, 662 nucleotides long. The record is from the annotation of a GenBank genome assembly. Lineage: Eukaryota; Metazoa; Nematoda; Chromadorea; Rhabditida; Strongylidae.
AUGGUUGGCAUUUAUCGCGCUAUCCCAGAAAUCGACUCUAUGUGUCGUGCUGUUGAAGAUGCGGACUACGACAAGACCGACUUAUUUCCGCUAGGACUGGAACCUUCUGAUGACGAAGACUCCACAUAUCCAUCGUCAUCUGUACUUCCUACUGCCAGUCUUGCUGUCUCCAGCUACUCUGGUGAUCUAUCUACGCAACUUUACCUCAUCAAGAAACAACUGCGAUUAGAGAGACAUGCGCUAUUGAAACAGGCCCAGCUGAAUGCUCACAUCAUGUGCGCGUCACGAAGACUCCCUCUGAGCGUUGGUGCAGCUUUACGUCAACGUUCCGAUCCUUCACCACCACCGUUACAGCUGGCUCCAGCAGCUCUGCGAAGGUGCGAAAGAGCCUGCUUACCAAUGUCUAAUCAUUGUGCGCAACAUGUUCUCUACAAUGUCAAUCAACGGCUGUUCUCUUUUUGCACACAAUCUUUUUGUCGUCGACCUGUGAACUCGAUUGAUGCGUUACUCUGGGACGGCAAAUGUUCAAUCCAUAGGCAGUCAAGAGAGGAUAAAUAUGGUAAGCACAGUCGAUUUUCGCAGACGUUUGUUCAUAUUUCUUUCACUGGUUUUCGUUCUUAUGUCGCCUAUGGUUUGGCCUUCAUCAUGCUGAGUUUAUAGUG